Pseudo-nitzschia multistriata is the source of this 3984-nucleotide messenger RNA. The record is from the annotation of a GenBank genome assembly. NCBI's taxonomy places the organism in Eukaryota, Bacillariophyta, Bacillariophyceae, Bacillariales, Bacillariaceae.
UUGGUGUGCGUCKCUCCUUGAAAGAUACCAAAAGUGUCGAGUCAUAACAAAGGGAUCUCAUUGCCAGAUCAUUAGGUCGCAAAGGAGUACAAUUUGAAGCUUACUCACGAUUCAAGAACGAGCUCAAGCUGGAAGAACCGCCGCAGAUUUAGGUCACCUCCAACCCGAAUAUAUUUAUCAACCAACCAAUCGCCAUGGCGAACGGGAACAGCGACGGCAAACGCGCAAAUUCAGGUGGUGAUGGCUCGAAGAAGAAGAAAAAGAACAAGGGCGCRAAGAAAUCCGUUCCUUUUACUCCCGUGGAACGAAUGGAAGACAUGGCCUUAACCUCGCGCGUAACCGAAGCUAUGAGUCCACACCUGAACGGGCUGACCGACAAGACGCUGACAGAAUUCAUCGUUCACUUAACGGAAACGCAGUUGAAAAAGGGGGGAGCCGCGGCGGUUGUCUGGCAGGAAGGGUACAAUCUGGGAACGCAUCUAUUGCUAGAGGAGUCGCAAAAACUGAAACAACGAAUGUCCGAAAACGGGGCACCCGACCUGCCUCUGAGUCUGUGUAAAAGCCUGCUAGAGUGGGUCAACGGUCAAUCGCCGAGGAUCCAGCGAUGGGCAAAGAAACAGCGCCAAAAAGCCGAGGCGCAACGGCAAGCAAGGGACGGGAACAAAUUUAAGAGUACGGUGGAGGGAGCUUCUCACCCCAUGUCGACAAACUUUCCGGGGCUUGCCAAACCCAAUCUGCAAAAUAGUGUCCCCCUCGAAAGYGGGUUUUACGAACACAACUCGAGCACGUCGAAAGAUUCGAAAAAGCCCCCUCCGGUGGUUUCUUCUGGAGGUGGUGCCGUCGAGUCGAGUCGGCGCAGGGGAAUUUCGAACCUGCCAGCGUGGAUGACGAACAAAAGCGACAACAACGAUGGCAAUCUGAAGCGUCCGCGAUCGGCUCCAACUCUGGAAGUUCACCAAAUUUAUACCGGUCGGGUCGAGCAGGUAUUGGACUUUGGGAUUCGCAUUAGUUUGGACGAUUUUAAAACCAACAAUAAUUCGGGCAUGUGCUAUAAGAACCAGCUUCCAAAUAAUUAUGAACGUCGUGAUUUUCGCAAGGGUCAAUCGGUAUGGGUCAAAUUGAUUUCAAUGACAACAAGCAACAACGGAGACAAAAAACUCAUUCUUUCCAUCAAGGAUGUCGACCAAAAGACKGGAAAAGAUUUGAUGCCCUUCCGCAGGACCGCUGCUAUGGAAUCAUCGUUGUCGUCAUCGGUGGACAUCAAUACCAAGACAGCAACAAAAGCAUCCAUGUCCUCCACUGCCGUCGUCCAUCCCGGACUGGACGUUGACAAACUCCGAGCGCAGCAGCGAGAUUCGAAUCUUGCGGGUAGGGGGUUCCGACCGACCAAACAGGCCCUGACGGAGCACGAACUUUUUGAAGCACAGCAACUCAUCAAAUCCGGAGUCUUGCCCGUCGAGCAGUAUCCCACGUUCGAUCCGGAGCACGGAAUGCUGGCGGUGGAAGAAACGGAAGAAGAGACSGAGGUGGAAUUGGCCGAGACCGAACCAAACUUCCUUCGUGGGCAAACAAAAAGGAGCGGCCGAAGAGACCUCGAGCCUAUCAAGAUUGUCAAAAACCCGGAUGGUUCGCUUCAGCGAGCCGCACUUCAACAAGGUACCAUGGCGAAGGAACGACGGGAAUUACGUCAGGCCCAGGCCAAUCAAUUGAUCGAUAGUAUUCCCAAGGACUUGAAUCGACCGUGGGAAGAUCCUCUGCCAGAAGCGGGAGAACGCCAUUUCGCGCAAGAAUUGCGCAGUAUCAACGUCAUGUCGCAACUMGAGGGGGCGCCGGAAUGGAAACAAAAGGCAGAAAACAAGACACUAAGCUAUGGUAUCAUCUCCAACAAAUCAAUCAAAGAACAACGAGAGUCACUUCCUAUUUACAGAUURAAAAAUGAAYUGAUAUCCGCUGUUACCAAGAAUCAAAUACUAGUUGUGAUUGGCGAGACCGGUAGUGGAAAGACGACACAAAUGACCCAGUACCUCGAUGAAAUGGGAAUUACGAAACGAGGCAUGAUCGGCUGUACACAACCUCGUCGUGUCGCUGCAUGUUCUGUUGCCAAGCGUGUUGCAGAAGAAUAUKGGUGUGCUUUGGGUGAGCAGGUCGGUUACUCCAUUCGAUUCGAGGACGUCACAUCGUCCGACACAAUCAUAAAGUACAUGACAGAUGGUAUGCUCAUGAGAGAAUAUCUGGCGGACAAUGAUUUGAAGCGAUAUUCUGCACUGAUGCUCGAUGAAGCUCAUGAGCGGACCAUCCACACCGAUGUCCUUUUUGGCCUUUUGAAGGAUUUGUGCCGCCGGAGGCCGGAUUUGAAAAUUAUUGUGACUUCGGCAACACUCGAUGCCGAAAAGUUCUCGACGUACUUUUUUAUGUGCCCCAUCUUUACGAUUCCGGGUAGAACCUUUCCCGUCGAGAUUUUAUAUACGAAAGAGCCCGAAAGCGAUUACCUGGAUGCGUGCUUGAUCACAGUAAUGCAAAUCCAUCUSUCGGAACCCGCAGGAGAUAUUCUGGUGUUUUUGACCGGUCAGGAAGAGAUCGAUACGUGCUGCGAGACUUUGUACACACGAAUGCAAGCCUUGGGUGACCUGGCGCCCGAACUCAUUAUUCUUCCGGUUUAUUCUGCAUUGCCAUCAGAAAUGCAGUCGCGAAUUUUCGAGCCGGCUCCCCCCGGAUCCCGCAAAUGUGUGGUAGCAACUAAUAUUGCCGAGGCAUCKUUGACGAUUGACGGGAUUUACUAUGUCGUAGAUCCCGGGUUUUCGAAACAAAAAGCAUUCAAUCCUAAAUUGGGAAUGGAUUCUUUGGUAGUAACUCCAAUCAGCCAAGCGUCUGCAAGGCAGAGAGCUGGCCGUGCAGGAAGAACCGGCCCGGGCAAGUGCUAUAGGUUGUACACCGAACACGCCUUCAAGACUGAAAUGUUAUCCACCAACAUUCCAGAAAUCCAAAGGACAAAUCUCGGAAAUGUUGUUUUGCAGCUGAAGGCAAUGGGCAUCAACGAUUUGCUUGGAUUUGACUUCAUGGAUCCACCACCAGUUGCAACCCUUGUGGGAGCUCUUGAAACGCUGUAUGCGCUUGGUGCCCUAGACGAAGAAGGUUUGUUGUCGAGAUUGGGAAGGAAAAUGGCAGAAUUUCCUCUCGAACCAAACCUAUCCAAGAUGCUGAUUCUUUCGGUUGAUCUGAGUUGUUCCGAGGAGAUAUUGACCAUUACCGCCAUGUUGAGUGUGGAAAAUCCAUUUUACAGACCAAAAGACAAACAGUCGCAAGCCGACAUGAGAAAGGCCAAGUUCCACCAAGCAGAAGGUGAUCAUCUGACACUACUAGCAGUCUAUCAGGGCUGGGAAGCAGCAAAGUUUUCAAACCCCUGGUGUUUCGAGAACUUCAUUCAAGCCAGGAGCAUGAGACGAGCACAGGAUGUCAGAAAACAGCUGGUGACGAUCAUGGACCGGUAUCGUUUGUUGUUGAUMAGGGCGGGCAAAAAUCACAAACUCAUAUGCAAGGCCAUCACGGCUGGGUUCUUCACAAAURCUGCCAAGAARGAUCCACAAGAAGGCUACCGGACGCUGGUGGAUCAGAAUCCGGUUUACAUUCACCCGUCUUCCGCCCUUUUCAACAAGAAUCCGGAGUACGUGAUCUACCACGAAUUGGUGUUGACCACGAAGGAAUAUAUGAGAAACAUAAUGGUUAUCGAUGCCAAAUGGCUGACCGAACUGGCUCCUAACUUCUACAAGCCCGCCGAUCCAAACAAGAUCACGAAACAGAAACGUAAAGAAAAGAUCGAGCCACUUCACGACAGGUUCAAUCCAAAGGAUGCUUGGCGUCUUUCAAGACGAAAAGGGUAGAUAGUAUCACUCCAAUUGACAUUCAUACCUUGAGAAAAAUAUUUGAUACGGCAGCAUUAUUGUAUUUUCGCUACUAUUUACUACUAAAUAAUAAUAAUCGAUUCUA